This is a messenger RNA of Phytophthora infestans T30-4, 819 nucleotides long. RefSeq lists its product as uncharacterized. The transcript is spliced from 2 exons. NCBI's taxonomy places the organism in Eukaryota, Oomycota, Peronosporomycetes, Peronosporales, Peronosporaceae. The record is from RefSeq and is a predicted model, not a curated record. The coding region runs from base 1 to 819 and encodes 272 amino acids.
AUGGCAACCCUCCCAUCGCCACUUUUGUCUUGCAUUGAGCAGGCGUUGCGAACGUAUUUCUCAAGCGAUGCGUCCGUUCAGGAUGCCGAAGACCCCGCCCAGUUCCGCUCUCAAAUGCUGCUACCUGUUGAUGAAGUUCUGGUGGGGAUGUCAGAGACAUCAUACACUCUUCAAGUGGCUGUAAUUAUCCACACGUGGCAUUCGACCGGGACGAAUCCGCUCCGGACAUUGCCAUUCACCACAGACGAAGCCUCAAUCGAAGGCGUGACGCCCGAGUUCACAAGUCGAAAGCAACUUCUAGAUGUCUCCAUAGACGCUAUCCACUCAUUCAUCGCUACAGUCAUAAGUGACACCGAUGACGAACUUCUAACAGCAACAACGGCACUUGUAGACGACUUCGGCGGCGCCCGUGGGCUUCUGACGUUGCUGGGGUUCCAGCAAACCGUGGGAAGUCGCACCUUGGCCCCUCUUACGCUUCGUCAAUGUCUCGCAGCGUUUGCACAGCGUCAUACCCCCGAUGAGCCGCUCACGGUCGGUGCGCGAGCGUUUAGCAAACAUUGUGCCAGAAGCUCCAGUGGCUGGUGGGGUGAGUUAAAAGGCAACGAUAAGGCCAAGAAUCUACGCGCCGAGACCAAAGUCCGUGAGCUACUAGCUUCUGCUACGUGGAAAAACAUUCAUAGUCUCCCGCACGCUCAUGCGACGAUGGAAAUCCGCAACGCGUUGGGGUAUGGGGCCCGAUGGGAUGCAGAGACUCGAAACUUCAGAGGAUUCCUCGAGCCACCAAUGCUCAAUGGCCAUGAGAUCAAGUGGCGACACUAG